Molecule: messenger RNA, 3230 nt
Organism: Umbelopsis ramanniana AG
Lineage: Eukaryota; Fungi; Mucoromycota; Umbelopsidomycetes; Umbelopsidales; Umbelopsidaceae
Exons: 12
Coding region: 13-2958 (981 amino acids)
Biological process (GO): carbohydrate metabolic process
Cellular component (GO): vacuole
Molecular function (GO): beta-galactosidase activity
Source: RefSeq, a predicted model, not a curated record
GGUUCUGGAAAGAUGUUCCAAAAAGGAAUAUUGACUGUAGUAGUCAUCUUUUUCAUCAAUGUCGUGUUGAGUCUGACAGCAACAAAUACUACCAGCAAAGUCACUUGGGAUAAAUACUCUCUAUUGAUCAAUGGCGAGCGGAAGUUCAUUUUCUCGGGAGAAUUUCAUGUAAGAUCAUGUCUACAACGUUCUCUACAUAAAACGGCAUCAUUCACACUCUCAUUCCCGCAGUAUUUUCGACUACCCUCACCGGAUUUAUGGAGAGAUGUAUUCCAAAAGAUGAAAGCAUUAGGAUUCAACACUGUAUCGUUGUAUUUUUCUUGGGCAUACCAUUCAUCCAUGCAAGACGAUUAUGAUUUCGAAGGAAUACGUGAUAUUGAACAGUGUUUGCGGAUGGCUCAAGAAGCGGGACUUUACGUUAUUGCUCGGCCGGGCCCUUAUAUCAAUGCAGAAGUUGACAAUGGAGGGUUUCCAGGGUGGCUGGUUAACAUGAAGAGCAAAGCUAGGCAAAACAAUGAGGAGUACGAAGCAAACUGGAAAGAAUAUUUUUCGGCCAUCAAUCCCUACAUUGAGAAACAGCAAAUCGAUCAAGGCGGUCCCAUCAUUCUAUACCAAAUCGAAAACGAAUAUACCUACAAUGUGGAUGCUAACUACAUGCAAGCUCUAGAGGAGAAAGUUCGUGCCGAUGGAAUUGUUGUUCCAACAACUUUCAAUGACGCAGCAACUUUGAGAAAUUUUGCAAAUGGCAAGGGUUCCGUCGAUGUUUACGGUUUUGACUCAUACCCUGUCGGAUUUGACUGCAGUAAUCCCGAUAGCUGGCCCCUCAAAACACCAAAGAUCUUCCGGCUAUUUCAUCAGGUAACGAACCCAAGUGAGCCACUGGCAAUCUACGAGUUCCAAGGAGGGGCUUUUGAUCCAUGGGGUGGGCCUGGCUAUGGCAGCUGCCAACAACUGGUAAAUGAGCGCUUCGCUAAGGUUUUCUACAAGAACAACUAUGCCCACGGAGCUACCAUUCACAAUCUGUAUAUGGCCUAUGGUGGAACGACUUGGGGAGAUAUGGCUGAGCCUACCGUAUAUACCAGUUACGAUUACGGAGCCUCAAUAUCAGAGCCUCGAAUGAUGACUGCAAAGGCAUAUGAAGUAAAGCUACAAGCUACAUUUAUCAACACCGUCAAGCCGUUUACUUCAACAGACCACUGUACUGCCUUUUCGACCAACCUUGCUAUCCUUGUAGACUCACUACAAGACCCUAAUACUAAAACACAGUUUUACAUAGCACAGCAUCUGAUAGCGUCUUCUUUAAGCGUGAGCAACUUUAAUAUAUUCAUAAGUACAGAAGAUGGUCGGUACUCUAUUCCCGCCAAAAAGGGUACCUAUUUGACUCUAGAUGGGCGAGAUUCCAAAAUCAUCACCGCUUACUACGACUUUGGAUCACAACAUUUGGUGUAUUCAACAAGUGAAAUCUUUACCCAUAUCGUGCAAGAUUCCCGAGAUGUUUUACUGGUUUAUGCAUAUGAAGGACAUGCCGGUGAAAUUGCGCUGAAAUAUCCUUCUGGAGAUGCCAAUCUGACUUGUAGUUCUUUUGACGUAACAAGCGACUACAAUAACAAUGUCCUUCAGGUCAACUAUCAUCAUCCCGACGGCACCAAUCCAAUAUGUAUCUCAUCACCCAACAAAGACCUCUUGGUCCUUGUAGCUGGGUACGAAAGCGCGACCAAAUGGUGGGCACCUGAGAUUGCACCAGAUGAGCGAGUACUCAUUUCUGGACCAUAUCUAGUCCGCAAUGCUUCAGUAAUAGGAAGCACGUUAUCGUUGUAUGGCGACAUAGACCAAGACACUAACAUUGAAAUUGUCGCUUCUGAGAGUAUAAACACCAUCACCUGGAACGACCAAACCCUUCAGCUAAGAAACACAUCUUAUGGUACCUGGACGUCCUUCAUACCGGGACCCAGCGCUGACAUUACUUUGACCGACCUUUCAAAAGCCAGCUGGCAGUACAUUAGCGCCUCUCCAGAAACGCAACUGUCAUUUGAUGAUUCUGACUGGAUGAACGCCAACCACACAAGUACAAAUAGUCCAUACAAGCCGACAACAUACCCAGUGCUCUAUGGUGACGAAUAUGGCUAUCACUAUGGAAGCCUAUGGUUCCGAGGAACAUUUGAUGACUCCGAUUCUGUUACAAACAUUAUGAUCACUGCAAGCACAGGAACUGGCGGUGCUUGGAUUGCCUGGUUGAAUGGGGAGUACCUUGGAGGUGAAACGACACCCACAGGAACAUUUGCUAUCGACAAAACUAUACUGAAUGCCAAUGGUAAAAAUGUGUUGGCACUUUUAGCAUGGACUACUGGGCACGAAGAGGAUGGUGCUGCAGACGACACAUACAAACAACCACGUGGUUUUACAGAUGUAUCAUUGAUCGGCCUCAAACCUGAUGGCAUCGAGUGGAAGGUUCAAGGUAAUUUGAACGGAGAAGACAUCGUGGAUAAAAUCCGUGGGCCAUACAAUGAAGGUGGAUUGUAUGGAGAAAGAAUGGGUUGGCACCUUCCCGGCUACCCAGAUUCGCAGUGGGAGAAGGUUUCAGUACCAGAUGAUAGGAACAGGACCGGACUCUCUUGGUAUCGCACAACUUUCAAUCUUGACAUUCCAGAAAAUUAUGACGUUCCCAUUGGUGUAAGGUUUGAAGAUAAUACCAGCAAACGAUAUCGAGCCGUUCUAUUCGUGAAUGGGUGGAAGCUUGGAAAAUAUGCAAACGAUCUCGGUCCACAACGCCUAUUCUACAUUCCAGAAGGCAUUUUAAAUCACAACGGACCUAAUACUUUAUCUAUAGGUGUCGUUCCAUUGGAUAAUAGUACUAGCUUUGGCAAAGUCUCACUAGAAGCCUAUGGUACUCUGCUAUCUUCAAAGGGCGUUACAACACUAGUGAACUCUCCCGGUUAUGAUCCGGCUACUCGAUUUUAGUGCUAUCCUUAUAGAGUAAAGCUGUAAUGUAUUAAGCAACUAAUUUAUUAUCACUUGCUAUUUUGAUAGCUAGCACGCAUUGCUACAAAUUCUAGUAUGUCUAAAAUUUGCUGUACGCUAUGCCAUUAACAGUGUGAGACUUAAGAUUCUUGAUGUGAUUGGCAGUGGCGCGAUGGGUGAUCGCUUUGUAGACAUCGGCGGGUUUCUUGGAUUUAAUGUAAGGUAGUUCGAUUGCAGCCAGACCAGCAAUAUGUGGGGACCUUAGAAAAGUG